GUCGUUGGGAGGUAGACUGUGAAAGUCACUUGAAGAAACACUGGAUUCACGAAAUGUAAUUAUUUUGAUUGAUGAAAAUAAGGAGAGUGUUGAUAGUCCGUCUUACAUAAGUAAAAAAAAAUAAAAACAAAAAAGUAUUAGUAUGUUCCAUAUGUCUAGAGGAAUUCCAGAUAUUUGUCCACCGAACAAAUUUGAACUUUACAACUGAUAUGAAAUUAAAUGUUAUAAACUAAACAUUAGAACCGAUAUGAAAUUAUAGAGUAUGAUAAACUAAACACGAUGUUGCAAAGUGACUCAAACAUGUUAAUGGCAGUGAUAACAGGUUUGGUGAUUUUCACCGUUGGACAAGCCUCGCCUCCUCUACUGGUAUCGCCGUCGUCUCGUAGAAUCUUUCCUGAAGGACCUGCGUGGGUCACGACUGACAAAGUUGCAACUGAUUUACCAGAUCUCAACUUCGGCACUCGCUCACCCUUCAUCUCUGAAGAUAUAAGCACGACUUGGGACCCUGAUAUAUCUACAGAUGUGUUUACGACUGCCAGUGAUGAGACGAGAGCCACCACGACAGAGGGGGCAGCGGAAGGCGGCAGCAAGCCAGGGACAGUCGUCAACUGCUUCUGCGACGCCGGCGAAGUUUAUGUUAACGGCGUUUGUCGUUCAUAUUCAAAGAAACCCAUUGCAGAGAAGCGAGUGAUAAUAAAAGACCUGGAGUGCGACACAGAAAGUGGAGUCAGGAUGCUUAACUUCUCAAGAGAACAGUUUAUACUAAGAGAUCGCGGAGACACCGUGCUGUCGAAAGAAGUUGUGAAACUCGGUAGUCUCCGCAUCAAAGAUUACUGCAUUACUUACUCUUUGGAUGAACACAGAGAACGCACCUGGACCGUGAAGGUGUGCGUGGACCCGCCAAAAGUACCACGAUGCUGUCCACCAGGCCAAUCCAUGAAGGACAAUGUGUGUCGGUCGGCUCGUACGCCAGAGCCUCUGGCACCCCCGAUCUCUGCAAAUCCGUAUGGUCCAGCUAUAUCAUGGCCCCAUAUCGAGACCUAUGAAAAGCCCCUCAACUGUAGCGUGGAACCCAUGAAGGAUCUCCCACUGAUACCCAGAGUCUCCUACUUAGCAUCGCACACCAAGGGCUUGGUCCACAUAUGGAACGCUAAAGAGAACGAUUACAAGUUUCAGUACACAUACGAUCCCAAAUUCUGCGUUGACGGAAGGCAGAAUCUCGAUGGAUCGGCGUCAUAUUCAGUAAAGGUAUGCUUCGAAAGUCCUAUGGAGCAACAUCAAAGAUUGUGUUCCGAAAAAGUCUGUGUGAGAAAAUGUUGUGCGGAGGGAGAAAUAGUGCAAAAUUAUUUGCACUUGUGUGUUCGGAGUUUAGCGGCAGAGUUUGCACCGCGCAUGAACACCGAAUACAACCGCGUGAUAGGCAAACCCAUAUGUGACCGUUACACACAUAUUAUAGACUUCCAAUUGUUACCCUUCACGGGGUAUCUCUACACACGGAACACAACUCUACCACCGAGUGACUACUGCAUUGACAAGUUUUCUGAUCGAGAAGGCAACAUAAGUGACGGUGCCUUAGCAUGCAUCAAUUUUAGUACAUGGAAGAAGGCUCAGAAAAUCGUGUUCCUAGUCUGCAUGACCAUUUCCCUGGUCUUCCUCCUUAUAAUCGUCGUCUGUUAUUGCGCAGCACCAAUAAUGCUAAAGAAUAAAGGAUGGUAUCACUUGUGUUAUGUGGCGUCACUUAUCAUUGCAUAUUUCUCUGAAAUCAUGUUACAGUUACCUAGCAGCGUUCGGCAGCCGAUAAGCUGUAUCGGAUUUGCCAUAUUAAUGCAGUUUGGAUAUUUGUCAGCAUUUUUCUGGCUCAGUAUCUUUUUUUUUGAUGUCUGGAGAAUAUUCAGGAGCCUCAACAACAAACUGCGUCCACCUCGACCCAUUCCUCCCUAUGUCUACCAUAUUUAUGCAUGGGGUGGACCUCUUGUGAUAUGUUCAGUCACACUAGGUUUGCAGUAUGUGGAUGCGGAUGACGUUCCUUCUUGGCUCAUUAAACCGCAUCUAGGGGAAUACAAGUGUUGGUUUGGAGAGGAUAUGGAGAAGCUUGUGUUUUUCUACCUGUAUAUUGCCAUCCUGUUAUUUGCCAAUUGUCUCUUCAUUGGUCACACAUACUGGGUCAAGAGAAAAAUGGAUAAAACUUUGGCGGCUCUUAGAGUUGACAAAAAAGGAAAUGGCGAGAAAACUUCACCAGUUGUCCACAGCAAACAGAACUACUACUCUGAAUUCAAAACAAAGUUCUCGUUACUGGCUCUCAUGUCGAGCUGCUGGGUGGCAGAUGUUCUGUCUUGGCAAAUUCCACCACCAGAGCUUUGGGCUCUCACUGACACACUGAACACACUCCAGGGUUUCUUCAUAUUCGUCAUUUUCAUGCAAGACAGACAGAAACGGCAGCACCUCAAAGAGAAACUCCUGAACCUUUUAAGAUUUUUCGAGAACAUCUUCAAGUAAACUGAAACUUACAUCAUGGUUUCAUAUCUGUUGACUCUUUCAUCCUCCAUCAAAACCACAUCUGUAUUCAAAAAUGACAGGCGCUCUCUACAAAGAUCCAAAUCGUUUGACAGCGACAAUGGCAGCAUUUCCCUCUAACAUACUCACACAUCGCAAACGAGCAGCAUUUCUUCAAGUAGUAGUGUUAGCAACAUCUCCCAUUGUUAGCGAACAAGGCACAAGGCUUUCUGGACUUAAAUGAGUUAAGUAGAAUAUUUCUUUCCCACCCAGAAAUUCAUAAUGACCAGUUUUUGCCUAGUGUUAAAAUCCACUUGACAAUGGACUUUCAGUGAUAGACUGGAAAACUGGACAGUUCUCCAGCACAGUAAAAAAAAAAUGUAUUUAUGUCCUGUUAUAAUUGUUUUACAUCUAUCUUCGAUAACUAAGUACUGACUUGUACCUAUGUAGGUAAUAAAGAAGUGUUAUCCAUAUCAUGUCAUAUAAACAUUGGAUCUAACCAUGAUGCUUAUGUUCUGAAAAGUAAAAUGACAUGCCCAUGUGUUUGUGUGUCUGUUUGUGAUCUGUGGCACAAAUAUGGGACACUGGAUUCUUAGAAGUGCUGCAAGUACGGCAGUAAGCAGUGAUAACUUUUAACGAUUUUAAUAUUGCGUUGAAAUCAUAUAUCAUAAACAAUGUCUGGGAACCAUGAAAAUUGUGUUUUAAAAAAGUACAAUCAAAAUAGUGUUUGAUAAUCUUAUGUAAGUGCGCUUAAAUUACUUCUAAGGAAACGUGCCAUGUGUCUGUGGAUAUCACAAUACUGUUAAGUCAUAUUAAAGUGUGUGAUGUUUAGAGUUUUGGAACUAAUAGGUGCACAUUUAAGACGUAGGUCAACAUAUAGACAGUAUAUUUAUAUGCAUUGCCCCAUAUAUUUAGUUUUCAUUUAUUAGCCACUCCAUAUAAAUGUCUGUGUCAGAUACUUUACAUAAUAGUUGAUUAUAACAAUGUACUGCCCUGUAUUAUUAAUUCCUAUAAAUUAGCCUUUUUUAUAUAUGUUCAAAUGCACAUUACAGUACAUGGAAUUUUAAAGAAAAUGAUUAAUUGAUAUGACGAGUAUCAUACCUGGCACCAAGUAGUUCGUUUAACACUGCAUCGGUGA
Messenger RNA from Penaeus indicus, 3631 nucleotides. RefSeq lists its product as uncharacterized. Gene Ontology annotation, molecular function: G protein-coupled receptor activity. Lineage: Eukaryota; Metazoa; Arthropoda; Malacostraca; Decapoda; Penaeidae. Gene Ontology annotation, biological process: G protein-coupled receptor signaling pathway; cell surface receptor signaling pathway. The coding region runs from base 280 to 2496 and encodes 738 amino acids. Gene Ontology annotation, cellular component: membrane. The transcript is spliced from 8 exons. The record is from RefSeq and is a predicted model, not a curated record.